AUGACAGAGCAUAGUUCACGAAGAAAUUCUUUGACUUCAAUGUCAACUACUGCAUCAUCGCAGAACAACAUUUCCGUACAUGAUUUAUCUACAGACAACCUAAUUGCAGUGGAUAGUAAAUUUGUGAAAAAGCCAACAAAGAAAUUUCCCAAUAGUAAUGGAAUCUCACCAAAACUACUAAGUGAUACAAGUUUUCGUAGUCCUCCUAGUGGCGGUAGUUCCUUUUAUUCUAAAGAAGGAGUAUAUUAUUUCCCUAAUGGUGAAGUAUUCAGACCAAGAACAACACCAGCAAAAAGAAAUAGACCAAACAAGAUACAUACUGAUUCUCCACCAACAAAGCCCGAAAAUACUUUUUCACCAGUUGACACUAUCGUACCGAGUAAUUCCUUUGCAACAGAUUCACCAACUCAUAGUCCAGUACAUUCCACCCAUUCUUCAUCCGCAAAUAGUGCGUCUACUUUACCUAGUAAUAGCGGGAAAACUUCAAUACAUUCAAAUAAUUCUUUGACGUCGCUACCCAAGUCAGCUUCCCUUCAGAAUAUUAAAGUGUUAAAUAAACAGAAUUUGGUGCUGACUAUAAGAAGUAACAAAGGAGAUAUUGCAACCAAUAUUGUACUUGAAGAUAGUACCACAAAGAUGCCAUAUGAAUCGUAUCGAAAUAGCAACAGCAGUUCUAGUUUGAAAAAUAGUCACAAACUCCAAUCUCAAAAUAUCACCAAAACCGAGCAAUAUUCCAACACAUCCUCAUUCUCAUCUCAAACAUCUAAUGUAUCCAAUGUUUCCAAUUUGUUAGCGGAAAAUGCCGACAAUUCCCAUUCAAAUGUUAAUCGAUCAGCUACAAAUACUCCAUCUACAUCAAUAAGUGACGACCACAAUCGACUUUCCAAUGAAAUCAGAAACAGCUCUGGGUCAUCUUGUGAUGAGAGUAACAACAAUCGUCCAGAUUCCGCAACCGAAGAUGCUGCCCUAACCACACUAAAUGAGACUAGUGAGGAAACAUUUAGGACAACUCCAGCCUCAACAUUACGAUCAGUUAGUGUGGGCCAUUCGAAUAAUUCAUCUUGGGAUAAUAGAAAUGUAUCUGAUCUGCGUCGAUUUGUACGCGAUGAAUCUGUAUCGUCAAGUUCUCGAAGUGAGAGGAAUGUACCAAGAUCGAGAAAUUUGCAACACUCAUUGUCGAGUCCUCUCACAGUGGGCAAUAAUGAUUCACCAAAUUCAACAAAUAAUUCGUCUGCUGGUAAUACUCCUUCCUUGUUAUAUGACAACACACCACCAUUAGAUGUGCUAAAGCAAAGAGAAUUGAGCAACCGUUCUGGAAACAGUUCGCCAACCUCCUUGUAUGGUAGCAGCAAUUCGAAUAGUAUUUCUCAGUUGGGUGCACCAGUAAAGCCAACAUUAAGAGAUAUAUCUCGUUCGUCAGAAAUGUCUAGUGAAGAAGAAAUUUUCAAGACUCCAGUUAGUUCACCUGAUCAAGAGCUGUUCAAAGAACCCAAAGAUACACCAAAGUUAGCACCACCAUCACCAACGUCGUUAAAGACUGCUACUCCAAUUGUUACACCACCAAACAAGAUCAAUGCUUUCCGGCCGCCUCGAAUUAGUGCUGGAUCGAUAUUAGAUUACAAGAGACUGAAUACAGACACUAGUAUCAGUACAAGCACUAACUCCAGUAGUAGUGGUGGGACUAGUAAUCGAAAAAGUCAAAUAAGUUUGUUACCAGAGCCAACAAUAGAUACCGAAUCAUUUGUUGAACAAUAUUUCCAUGAUUCAUCGCCUGAACUGUACCAGUUGAGUGAAAUCAUUUCGAAUUUAAAUUCUACUCCAACCAAGACUCAUCAUCAGCAACAACAAGAACAAUUAGACAAAGACCAAAUUGAACAAGAACAAAAAGAAUACUCACGAUUAAUCAAUGAAAAACGUCAACUGUUGCGUUCUAGUAGUGCUGGAGCUCCUGUUAAGGAACAUAUUAUCCAGGUUAGUGAAGAUCAAGCAAUAAAGUUUAUUCCCUCACCAACAGAUUCUAUAACCUCCACACCAAGAAGUUCACGAUACUAUGAUAUAAGCUCCAGCACUUUCAACAAGUUUUUGAAUGAUAAACAAGUGGAUAUACCACCAAGAGGUGAUGUCAUGAUUGUCAAUAAUAAUAAAAUCAGAAAGCAUCAUCGUAACGCCUCAUCUACAUCGUCAGCUGGUGAUUUUUUUAAUCCGCAAAAGAAGACACCAGUUAAUGCAUCUGCAGAUCCAGCACCGCCCAUAACACCAAAGAGAAGUCCUAUACAAGAAGUAACGACACCUCAAAUCACAGGUGAUUCUCCGCCACCUCCACCACCAAUUGAAAAGUCACCUGGAAUGAGAGUGAAGGGGAGACCAAAGAAGAAAAGAUCCAAGAAACACGGAGAUAAAAAAUCAGAUACAGAUGGUAAAGAUGAAUCGCAUUCAAGUCUGAAACACAAACCUUCUGAAAAGGUUUCUGGUAAUGCUAUCGGCAAGAAGAAGGAAGUUGAAGAGUUCACUAUUCCAAUAGCGAUUCAAACGCAACCUAUAAAAGCUCCACCACCACCACUCUCAUCAGCAACCAACCCUAAUGUACCGGAUCGUCGUGAUGCACUGGGACAUCUGACCAGUAAUAAAAGUAGUGAAAAUGAAAGAGAUCCAAGUCCUACACGACUGGUUUUAUAUGAUGCAUCUGGUACUUUUGAAGAAGAAUUGGCCAAACAAUCUUUAAAAUUAAAGGAUAUGAAAAACGAAGAACAAUUUGAAGAUCCUGUAACUCCAGAGAAAAAGCCGUCAAAGCCUGUUAGAUCAUUGUUAUUGAAUGAAGAUGCUGACAAGAGUAAGAAUUUAGGAAACAGUUCAAAUAAAUCAGAAUCGAAGUUGAAUGAAUUACCCGCAAAGACAUUGAAAAAGACGAAAUCAUUACCAUCGGUGGUUUCCGAUAAAUCACAAGUUCCUGAUAUACUUGUUCCAUCAUCUGAAAAGUUGUCAGCACAUAGUAGGUUUGAACCAACACGUAAACCACCUCCAAUUGGGAAGAAUGAACAAGACUUUUCCAACACAACGGUUGCAGAUGAGUCUUUUGAUCUGAUUUCACAUCCACCACCACCACAGCCAAUGCAACCAAAACAACAAUUUCACAAAAACCUGCCUAAAUCCCAUAUCUAUCAAAGUGGUACUAAUGCAGCCAUAGAGGGAAACCUUCCACUUAAUCAACAAGAUACUAAGAAAGGUGGUACUAAUUUCAAAUCAUUUUUUAAGAUGUUUAAACCUCAAAUUCAUGAAAAAUCAAUGGAAAAAUCAGAAUCAACCACUUCUUUGGCGUCUGCAGGAUCCGCUGGAUCGAGAUUAUUCAAGUUUAGAAGACAAAAGAAAGAGGAUCAAGAAGAUUUGCCAGUGAUUGCUGAAAAACAGAAACCACAAUUAGGUUUCAAUAAUGAGAAUAGAGUUUCGGUAUUGAGUGAAAUAGCCCCUUCGAUAAAAUUGGGGUCAUUACCUGAUUUUGAACCUGAAGAAACUGGGUUAUUUGAAGAAUUGAUGUUAACCUUUGAUGAAAAAUUUGAAAGUGAAUUAACACCAACGUCACCACCAAAUUUUAUUCAUAAAAUUACUACUGGGUCAAGUAGUUUGAAUGAACCAUUUUUAAGAGAUGAUGAAUUAUCGAUUGCCCAAAUUCAAGAUCAACAAUUGAAAGAUGAUGCUGAUGGAGAAUCGGGUCCAUCUAUGUCUAGUGGUGAUGAAAAUGAUGAAACUGAAAAUAUGUAUUUUAUUCAAAGUGAAGCACGUUGGGCUACAAUGGAUGAAGGUGCAUUGAAUGCAUAUAUUGAUAAAAGUCUGGAGGCUACUCUUGAUGCGAAAACUAGUAGAGAAUUGGAAAAAUUUAGAGAUCAAAUGGCAGCAGCAGCAGCAGCGAGUGCAGGUCCAGGUGCACCUACUAUCACUACUACUGAUGCUGGUCCGGCUGUUGGCUUUGGUGAUGCUAGAACUGCUGGUGCUUCUGCUAAUACUACUAGUCCUGUACCCAUCACCGAACAUAAUGAAAAAGUUUCUACUCCAGUUAUUACUGCUACUCCUUUAAUUGCACCACUGCUUGUUGGAACAUCUAAAAAUAUUAGAAUGCUGGCUGAUGAAAAAUUUGACCCAGUUGUUGAUGGUUCUGAAACAAGCAGUACUCGAGAUGGAGUCAAAAAAUCAAUGGUUAUCGAUAGUCAAGAAUUACAAUAUAUUUUCAAUAAUCUUACUGAUGAUGAAAAGAAAAAUUUACCACCUCAUUUGAAAUAUAUUCGACAAUUUAAAGAUUAUCCUAAAAUUGAAGUUGAUAUGAAAAAAUUUGAAGAUUUAUCAGAAGUUAAAUUAUUUGUUGAUGAAUCAAUGAGCAAGAGAUCGAUUUUGAAAAGACGUAAGAGGAUGGGUGGUGGUGGCGGUGGAUUCACUGCUACUAUGAAACAAACUAUGAUUGGAGGAGGAGGAGGUAGUUCUGGCUCAUCAUCCAAUUCUAAACGUGUUGUUUUCACCAAUAAGAUAUCUAUUAAUGAAACGUUUGCCAGUGAUAUGUAUAAGAGAUAUAAUAAAGCCGUUACCCAAUAUUCUUUGAGUGAUCCAAAAGAGAUUAAUAAGAUCAAGAAUGAAUUGAAUUAUUAUAAAUGUAAUGAAAUGUUGGUUCAUGAAAGUUCUCAAAAUAAUACACAUUUCUUUUACUAA
Candida albicans SC5314 is the source of this 4692-nucleotide messenger RNA. RefSeq lists its product as uncharacterized. The record is from RefSeq and is a predicted model, not a curated record. The transcript has a single exon. The coding region runs from base 1 to 4692 and encodes 1563 amino acids. Lineage: Eukaryota; Fungi; Ascomycota; Pichiomycetes; Serinales; Debaryomycetaceae.